UCGUGAAGGCAGCAUAAGAAAUUGGACUUGUUCUUCCGCGUUUACCUGCAGCUCUGAACCAGGGACAUAGGGAGUUUCACAAAUAGGUGUGUGUUACUGAAUUGAACAGGACAUACAAUAAGCUGCUUAUUUGUGUCGUUAUAUGGGUUGUAGGUAGAACGAGAAGAGAAGAGAAGAGAAGAGAAAGGGAAAUGAGCUGAAAAGGCUGACAAAGUUUAACCCGAAGAAAAGCAAAGGCACUUAAAGUUUUGUUUUCGUUGAAGUUAGCUGAAAUUGUCGUGUCCUCGUUCACAAUGGGAUGUUUUAAUAGUACAGAGAGCAAACGUGACUGGAAACCGCUGGAGGAGCGCAGCUGCACGGACAUCCCAUGGCUCGUCAUAUUCACAUUGUUUUGUAUUGGGAUGGCCUGUAUUUGUGGCUUUUCCAUCGCCACAGGAGCUGCCUCCAGGCUUAUCUCAGGAUAUGACAGUUAUGGCAACACCUGUGGUCAGAAUAACACCAAGAUCGAGGGAGUACCCCUCAGUGGCCGUGACAUGAAAGAAAACAAGUAUGUUUUCUUUCUAGACCCUUGCAACCUUGACUUAAUUAACAGAAAGAUCAAGUCCAUUGCCCUGUGUGUCUCCAAAUGUCCUUCUACUGAGCUGAAGACAUACAGCGAUUUAAAGCAGUUUGCUCUGAAUAAUGGAUCUCAUCUCUGCUCCUAUGAUAUUUCUCCUACAAGAUACACAAGCCAUUCAGACAGAUCCACUAAAUGUCCCAAACUCCCUGUUCCACCAAGUAAGUCUGUCCCACUGUUGCACCGCUGUGUUCCUGUGGAUAUCGGCUGCUAUGCUGAAUUCGCCCAGGCAUUCAUCACAUUCGUCAGUGACAACACUGUGCUGCGCCGGGUCAUUGCAGGGGUGAUGGCCAGCAAGGAGAUUAUCAUGGGUCUUUGUGUGCUGGCUUUAGUACUGUCCCUGAUCAUGAUGGUUGUCAUUCGUUACAUCUCCAAAGUACUGGUGUGGAUUAUAACAGUUCUGGUAAUCAUCGGCUCUAUAGGUGGGACAGGCGUCCUCUGGUGGCUCUAUGUGGACCACAGGACUGCCCUUAAUAAAGACACCUUAUCUGUAUUUGGGAAAGAAGUGGCCUCAGACAAUGUUAAGGCCCUGCUUGUCUAUGCAAUUAGUGCUACAGUUUUCACGGUAGUUCUCCUGAUAGUGAUGUUCUUCAUGAGGAAGCGUGUGGCUCUCACCAUCUCCCUCUUCCAUGUGGCUGGUAAAGUGUUCAUCCACCUUCCCCUGCUGGUCCUGCAGCCUUUCUGGACCUUCCUCUGCCUCAUGCUCUUCUGGGUCUACUGGAUCGCUGUGCUUCUCUCUCUCGGGACUUCAGGGACACCAAUAAAGAACAACUCUACAGGUGUGGUUGAAUAUCAAAUACAAGGGCCGCUUCAGUACUUGGUGUGGUAUCACGCUGUGGGUCUCAUCUGGAUCAGUGAGUUCAUUCUUGCCUUCCAGCAGAUGACCAUUGCUGGAGCCGUGGUCACCUACUACUUCACAAGGAAUAAGUCCCAGAUGCCAGCAACUCCCAUCCUCUCCUCCAUGGCACGUACCAUCCGCUACCAUCUGGGUACUCUGGCCAAAGGCUCCUUCAUCAUCACGCUUGUUAAGAUCCCUCGUCUCAUCCUAACAUAUAUCCACAGCCAGCUCAAAGGAAAGGAAAACGCCUGCGCUCGUUGCAUGCUGAAAGCUUGUGUCUGCUGUUUGUGGUGUCUUGAGAAGUGUCUCGCAUACUUAAAUCAAAAUGCUUACACUGCUACAGCCAUCAACAGCACCAGUUUCUGCACCUCUGCCCGUGACGCUUUCCUUAUCCUGGUGGAGAAUGCGCUCCGAGUGGCCGCCAUCAACACUGUGGGCGACUUUGUCCUCUUCUUGGGAAAGGUGAUUGUGGUCUCCUGCACAGCUUUUGCCGGAGUCCUGGCUCUGAACUACCAAAGGGACUACACCGUGUGGGUCCUGCCUCUCCUCAUCGUCUGUCUGUUUGCCUUCCUGGUGGCUCACUGCUUCCUUUCUGUCUUUGAGAAUGUGGUCGACGUUCUCUUCCUCUGCUUCGCUGUGGACUCAAAGUAUAACGAUGGCAGCCCUGGACACGAGUACUACAUGGACAAGGCCUUAAUGGAAUUUGUUGAGAACAGUAAGAAAAUGGGUUGGUACAAGCCAAGUGAUGGAGAUGGACGAGAGAUGAAAUCCAUGGCGCGUGGAGGAACGCUUGCUUGACCAAGCGUCGGAAAGACUGCCAAAACCACUAAAAAUACACCAAAGCUUAACUCACAGUUUACCAGCAUUUCACUCCAGGGACAUCAGUAAGAUAACAAUGCACUUCAUACAGAAGCUACACAUAGUUUUAGUAAAAGAUGCAUUGGGUUUUAUUUUUUAUUUUAGAGAAAGAAGGACUGCAAAUAUCAUAAGUUUGACAUUAAUAGCUGUAAUAUGACAAAAGCUCAUUCGGGUUUGUGUUUUGUUAUUAAUAAGAUAGGUUUGCUAGUUUUGUCAUCCUAUGUAACUUGAGUUUUUUCUUUUAUCACAUUUUAAAUAAUAUGAACAAUUUAACAUGGUUUAACAUGUUUUGUUUUCCUUGUUACAUAAUUAUUGUUAGCUAUAGUGUGGUGUACAUUUUGAAAAGGAUACCUAACUAUGUUUUGUCAAAGGCUGUUCAAGUUGUUUUAUUACUUUUAUUACUCAAAUUUUAUACUUAAAUAAAUUAAAACAGAGUUUUA
This is a messenger RNA of Siniperca chuatsi (mandarin fish), 2752 nucleotides long. Its product is annotated as choline transporter-like protein 1. The coding region runs from base 294 to 2252 and encodes 652 amino acids. Gene Ontology annotation, cellular component: membrane. The transcript has 16 exons. Gene Ontology annotation, molecular function: transmembrane transporter activity. NCBI's taxonomy places the organism in Eukaryota, Metazoa, Chordata, Actinopteri, Centrarchiformes, Sinipercidae. The record is from RefSeq and is a predicted model, not a curated record. Gene Ontology annotation, biological process: transmembrane transport.